This is a messenger RNA of Panicum hallii, 2240 nucleotides long. Its product is annotated as probable E3 ubiquitin-protein ligase ATL44. The transcript has 3 exons. The coding region runs from base 1236 to 1892 and encodes 218 amino acids. The record is from RefSeq and is a predicted model, not a curated record. NCBI's taxonomy places the organism in Eukaryota, Viridiplantae, Streptophyta, Magnoliopsida, Poales, Poaceae.
AGCUUAUGCAAUUAGUUUUAUAGUGAGCUCACGUUUAAUUCAUUUAUUUGGCAUUCAAACAUCUGAUGUGACUCGGACUAAAAAUUAAUCCUUAGAUCUAAACACGCCCUUAGCCAGCGCUGCCAGAGCGCCAGCGCCACACUAGAAAAAGUUCCCUUUUUCCCUUAUAUUUUUCAUGGUUCACGCAGCUGAGACGAGAGAAUGAAUCACCAUGGGACAAUUGCAAUGACGAGGACAAGAGGCUCACGAACCUGUACCGCAUCUGUGGUGCUGCAAACAUGUUCUUUGUUGUGAAGGCCGUGGAAGGCUGCUGGGAGAGCAUCUUAGCAUCCAAAAACUGUUGUAGGAGUACCCAGCAUGCGACGUUCCUAUCUCCACUGGACGUAUAGUAUAACUAACGAUAUGGCGGCGAUGGAGACAUAGCAAUUGGUCACGUAGACUUAAUUCAGGCAUCACCUUAUAAACCUAGUGGAAUCCGCUCGCCACGGCACCAAAACGGGCUGUGCGUGCGGCCGUGUAACGUCACUACUCGCUUGUCCCGGUCGUGAGACGGCGUGGUCGAUAGACGUAGAAGCUGACAAUUUCCUCGCGUGGGCCAGGCCGGGCCAAGACGCGCCGCUGUCUGACUCCGUUGCCCGUCCCCCCCACCGCGACAGCGACUGAAUCCGAAGGUUACGUCGCCGGAUAACCACGGCUGUGUCACGACUCCUUGUGGCGCGCUGCAAAGCCGUACACUAGAUUAGUUGUGGGAUUGUAAAAAACAAGCGGCACUGAGACUACCACUAGAGCCGGAGGUAUACCACCGCAAGCAUGAUCAAGCAAAGCCCGAAGAAAGCCAUCUUUUUUUAAGGGGGAAAUAAUUCUCCAGCCUUUUCUACAUCCAAACUCGAGAAAGUCAUGCUCAUGCAUCCGCUACCACAUCCGUUUAAUAACGCCUUUCUAGCAUCGUUAACCACUUCGAAAGCGUGUCACUUGCGAGCCCAAAAGUACGUCGCCACUGGUUCAAUAUAUUUGUUUCCUUUACAUGCAAUAAAAAAAACAUCCAGUACAACGACUUGCCUUGGUUGCACACCAGCACAGCUACAGCAUGAGCCAGCAUUCAGCUGCACAAGCAAACAUGCCACGCAUGAACCGGGCAGAACUCUCCCUAUCCCCCGACACCUGCCACGCCCACGAGCCCACAAUACAGAGCAGCCCUGUCUGCCCGCCGCGACGCGCCUCGCGCACGCAGUGGCAUGGCCGCGCCGCGCGGGAGCAGGCGCCUAGCCGCGGGCGACGGGCCCCGGGCCACGCCGGCGGUCGGCCCGGCGUCCGGCGGCCGGGCGCAGUUCAACCUCUCCUCGGGGGCCGCCACGGCCGUGGUGUUCGCCUCCAUCGUGCUCUGCUUCAUCCUGCUCUGCACCUACUGCCGCUGCGCCCGGCAGCGGGCCAUCGCGGGUGCGCGCCGCCGCGUCAUGCGCGACCUCGUCCCUGGCGCCGCGCUCUUCCUCCGCCCGGCCGCCGCCGCGCUGCCGCCCGUGGUGCCCUACGCGGGGGCCGCCCGGAAGGGCCUCCCCGAGGACUGCCCCAUCUGCCUCGAGCCCUUCGGCGACGACGACGGCGUCCGGGUCGUCCCCGUGUGCGGCCACCUCUACCACGCGCCCUGCAUCGACCGCUGGCUCGACAUGCGCAACUCCUGCCCCGUCUGCCGCUGCGCCGUCGCCAGCCUCUACGACGCCGACCGCGCCAGGGACGCCGCCGCGGUGGCCGUUGGCCGCGACGGUGCCUACGGCGGCGACGACGACCAAGAGGCCGUCCUGGAGCGCGUCGUCGCGAUGAUCGAGGCCAUAAGAGACGAACAGAGAGGAGAGGAGGCGGCGGCGCGCGCUGCCGGCGGAGACGGAGGGUCAUGACAUGAUGAUGACGCGUCUUCCAUUGCGGCGCAGGUGCAGCUAACUUGGCCGGGCUGGGCAUCAGACUGAAUGCAACAGCACCCUUCCGUCUGCGGCUCAGUCUCGCACAUAGGUGGUGAUGGUUGAAUCAUCGAACAAGAAGCUACCACACCAAAGAGUUCUGCUCAGGUCAUGCUGCAGCCCACAAAGGAACUUGAACUCUGGGCAGGCACAGUUCACAGGACAGGAGGAACUACAUCUACAACAGCUAUGUUGCCUGGUGUCUAGAAGGCAGGGUGAUCUCUGUGUGGUCAAAUGAACUUGAGUUGUCACUAACCCGCAUAGUCACAUAGUACUGAAAGUUUAAAA